CUUAGCGUUCCCUUCUCUUUCCGGCCAACCGAUCCCUCGGUGAAGCCCGUUGAUCGCUUGCGUGCUUUCUACGGCGAUGAUUACUACGUCUGUAGGUUUCAGGAGGUUGGAGAUAUAGAGACUGAACUUGCAGAGGUUGGAACAGAGAGAGUUAUGAAGAAGAUACUCACUUACAGAACUCCUGCACCACUUAAUAUACCGAAAGACAAAAGCUUUUGGGGAUCGAAAGAUGAAACUAUACCUUUACCGUCUUGGCUAACUGAGGAAGAUGUUGCUUACUUCGUCACCAAGUUUGAAGAGAAAGGCUUCUCUGGUCCAGUCAAUUACUACCGUAAUUUUAACCGGAACAAUGAGCUGUUGGGUCCAUGGGUAGGAAGCAAAAUCCAGGUGCCUACAAAGUUUGUGAUAGGGGACCUUGAUCUGGUCUACUAUAUGCCUGGUGUGAAGGAAUACAUAAACGGUCCAAAGUUUAAGGAAGAUGUGCCUUUACUCGAAGAGCCUGUGGUCAUGGAAGGAGUGGCUCACUUCAUUAACCAAGAGAAGCCUCAAGAGAUUCUCCAAAUUAUCCUUGACUUCAUCUCCAAAUUCUAAUCUUUGUUUUCCAGACUCUUGCAAGUUCCAUAAUAAGUUGAAUUAUGAGGAUAUCUCCUUAGUCAUGGUUAUGCCUGCGUUACUAUAGUUGGAUGCGUGCGAAUAAUGUGACAUUAUUCUAAGUAAUAAUAAGUAAAUGGUUCAUAUGACAUUA
This is a messenger RNA of Camelina sativa (false flax), 745 nucleotides long. Its product is annotated as epoxide hydrolase 2-like. NCBI's taxonomy places the organism in Eukaryota, Viridiplantae, Streptophyta, Magnoliopsida, Brassicales, Brassicaceae. Gene Ontology annotation, molecular function: catalytic activity. The record is from RefSeq and is a predicted model, not a curated record.